Molecule: messenger RNA, 341 nt
Organism: Symbiodinium pilosum
Lineage: Eukaryota; Dinophyceae; Suessiales; Symbiodiniaceae
Source: the annotation of a GenBank genome assembly
GUGCGGUCCGGCGCGGAGCCCGUGGCCGCCUAUUGCGCGGCCGUGGCUACGGGGUUGGAGGGCCGGGAGAAAGACGCCUUCAACCCUUGCUCCGCCCGCGAUGCCCACAUCAUGCUCCAACUGAAGAGGACGCUGGAGGCAGUGACCCAGUUGGAUGGCGACGGGCCCCCGCCCUGCGGCAAGCGGCUCGGACUCAUCUUCCGCAUUGCCCUGGAGGCGGGCAAGGCUGCUCGCAACCCGAAGCGACUGCCGGAGCUCGAAGCCCUCCAGGCCUAUGGCGAGGGCAGGCUCGCUCGUGCACCACGUGCUGCUGCCGCACGGGCUGCCCAAGCCGCGGAGAG